Didymodactylos carnosus is the source of this 231-nucleotide messenger RNA. Lineage: Eukaryota; Metazoa; Rotifera; Eurotatoria; Philodinida; Philodinidae. The record is from the annotation of a GenBank genome assembly.
AUGUUGUAUUUCUUCGUUGCAGAAACAAUUAUUGAACGUCUACGUCGUUCAAUAUGUACAACAAGUCAAGAUGUGGGUGUUGAUUAUGGUCGUUACCAAUGCUGGUUCAGUGAUGGACCGUGGAUGGUUCAGUGCACGGGUAAUGGUGAAAUAAAUGGAUGGAGAAAAAUUGCAAAAUGUGUCUCGACGUGUUUUGAACGUCGAGAUGACCUUCAACCUCAUUGUGUCUAA